UGGUUGGUGAGCGUGCGUGGGAAUGGGAACGGAGGUGGGUAUAAAGUGGCUUCGUCGUCGAUUAUUGGAAUUCUUCAGACAGACAGACAGAUCAUCACAAGCCUCCUCAUCCUCAUUCUACACAUACACCUACACCUUGUCCACGAAACAAUAGAAAGGCAGACAGCAAGAACACUCCUCCCUCCCCACCACAUCCACCACAUCCACCACACCAACCAGCAUGCAUUUCCCCACGACCACCCUCGCACUCCUGAGCGCCCUGCUCUCGCUCAGCAGCCUAGCCAGCGCGCAAUACCCCUCCGCCGCUGCCUCGGCCACCUCCACCGCGCCCGCCAGCGCCACUUCCGGCGCCGUAACAAUAGUCCGAGUAUCUAACGCGCAGGGCGCCUUAACAUUCUCACCGUCGGAGCUGACAGCGCCUGUCGGCUCAUGGGUCGAGUUCCGCUUCUGGCCGCGCAACCACUCAGUAGUGCAGAGCUCAUUCGACUCGCCGUGCGCUCCACUCGCCAGCGGCAAGGGGAUCUUCACGGGCUUCCACUCGGUAGCGGCGGGAACGACCGACUUCCCGACAUACACGAUCCAGAUCAACGACACGAAGCCGAUAUGGUACUACUGUUCGCAGGGCCAGCACUGCCAGGGCGGCAUGGUCGGCGUGAUCAACGCGCCCGCGGACAAGAAGCUCACCACGUACGUCGCUGCCGCAAAGGCGGCCUCGGCCAACCUCUCGCCGUCCACGGGCCCCUUCGGCGGCGUCAAUGGCUCCUCGAGCACCAGCGAGGGUAAGGAUCCCUCCGCGAGCGGAAGCGGAUCCGCCGCGCAGCCGAGUGCGACCGGUGCGGCGGGUAGGGCCCAGGUGGGCGCGUGGGUUUUGGCCGCGGCGUUGGGGGUGGCUGUGGUGCUUGUUUAGAUGGUCAAUAUGGGGACGGGGCGUGGGUACUUACUUGCAUGUGCGCUUUGAUAGCGACUUGGUCGGUUUUCGGAAUUUGUACAGGCGCUUGGGUUAAUAAAACAUGAUUUGCUUGUACUUUGUGUUAUGAAUGGAUGGAUACGUAACUCACC
Molecule: messenger RNA, 1059 nt
Organism: Tricharina praecox
Lineage: Eukaryota; Fungi; Ascomycota; Pezizomycetes; Pezizales; Pyronemataceae
Product: Cupredoxin
Exons: 2
Coding region: 221-907 (228 amino acids)
Source: RefSeq, a predicted model, not a curated record